AUGCGCUAUGAUCGUGAUGAUUACAUAAAGGUCCACUACGAGAACAUUGACGAAAUUCUUUGGGACCAAUUUGAUAAAGUCCUUCCACCAAAAGCAACUACCUACAAUGUGCCAUACGAUUACAAAUCAAUUAUGCAUUAUGAUUCGAAAGCAUUUACAAAGAAUGGAGAUAUCACCAUGGAAACACUGAACCCUGAAUUCCAGGAUAUAAUUGGUAAAUCGAAAGAUGCUACUCCCAGUGAUUACCGCAAAGUUUGCGAGAUCUACAGCUGUGACAUGUGCAUAAGUAAAAGCUUCAACACUGAUGGCGAUCUUAUAAAGGAGGAAAUGACAACUGAGGCCCCAAAUGUAGAAGAGAAUGAAGAAGAGAUCACAAAGGUUAUCGAAGAGCCAGUUUCGACCUUUGAACCAACGUCAAGACCCGUUAAAAGUUGCCUUGACAUCAUUCCGCCUAUCUGUGAAGCCAUGGCUUUAUCUCAUAUGCUUGACUGCCUUGGCAUUGGUGGACAAUUGUGUUGCGCUGCAUGUGCACACUUAGGUUUUUAAAG
Messenger RNA from Strongylus vulgaris, 548 nucleotides. NCBI's taxonomy places the organism in Eukaryota, Metazoa, Nematoda, Chromadorea, Rhabditida, Strongylidae. The record is from the annotation of a GenBank genome assembly.